Molecule: messenger RNA, 2939 nt
Organism: Peromyscus maniculatus bairdii (prairie deer mouse)
Lineage: Eukaryota; Metazoa; Chordata; Mammalia; Rodentia; Cricetidae
Gene: Tmem123
Product: transmembrane protein 123
Cellular component (GO): cytoplasmic vesicle
Source: RefSeq, a predicted model, not a curated record
CACGCCCCGGCCCCGCCCCAGCCCGGCCCGCGCCCUAUUUGGUCAUUCGGGGGACCGGCGAGGCCGGCGGCGCUGCGGGGGAGCGGGACGCGGCGGAAGGGGACGCGGAGCGGUCGCGUGCGCGGAGGGCAGCUCGGGCGCCGUGCGGUCGCUGCGGGCGCUCAGGGGCCCUGGGAACAAUGGCGCUGUGCGCGCGGGCCGCGCUGCUGCUGCUGCUGGGCGCGCUGCAGGUGCUGGCGCUGCCGGGGGCGGCGGCCGACGGCUCUCCAAGUGGAAACAACUCUGUGCCUCUACUGACCUCCAGUGUUAAUGUUACAGAGAAUAUCACUGUGCACAUGACUUCCAACCAGACCAGGGAAAUUAACAGCAGCACCGUGAAGCCAGUAGUAACUUCAAGACUGCCAAAAACUGUCACAGCUGUCACUUUGAAACCUGCAACUAUUGCUAAAACAUCAACACCAGAGGUCUCACCACACGCGACUUCCACUGCCUCCAAGUCUACACCCAAAGCAAGUGCUUCCCCAAACUCAACCCACACAUCAGCAUCGGUGACGACCACAGUCCCCAGUAGUUUAAAGACAUCGAUAACGAUAACGGCGACUGUUCAUUCUGACAAAAGCAAAGGAUCCAGGUUUGACCCCGGCAGCUUUGUUGGAGGAAUAGUGUUAACACUGGGGGUCCUGGCUGUGCUCUACAUUGGGUGCAAAAUGUAUUACUCAAGGAGAGGCAUCCGGUAUCGAAGCAUUGAUGAACAUGAUGCCAUCAUUUAAAGCACUCUACUGAGCAAGGAAAGAAGAGAGCCUGCAACCCUAUCAAUUAGUUUGUUUAUAUUAGCUUAAAAUAUUAUUUUCUUGGAAGUAGUAUAAGAAGCAUGCAUAAAAUGAACAGUGUAUUCCAUGAUAUCCAGAAAUCCCUCAUUACUGAAGGUAAAGGUUGUGGUCUGGGCAGUUCAGUGAAUAAUUGAAGCAAACAGGUGAUUUAUCCAGUGAUUACAUUUACUUUAGAAAGUCCUCGCAAGACAAGUCCUCACAAGACAAGCCCUGUCUUUCGGAGUAUGCAGAUGGCACUGGUUGUCACUGGGCGGGAUCCCGUGCAGCAUACAGGGAGGAGCCUGCCGCAACACUGACUUUCACUAAACAGUGACCACGUAAAGAACCUGAGUGCCAUUCAGAGCUGGGUGUACCCUAAUUCAUGCCUCGAGUUCCACAGCUGAGCUACCCAGCUCAUCUUAAGAAGACGUCAACAUUUUAGGGUUUAGAAGUCAGGCUUGAUCUAGAGAGAACUUGCACUCCAAUGCAGCCCUCACAACACCAUGCUUGUGUUAAGGCCCUGGAGUGCCGUGGAGUGUGGACUCUACUAACCACCUCUUGUCAGCCGUCCGUGUUGCUGUUUCUUCAUUUCUGCAGAUUUAGGCAAAGCCACGGCGCUGCCUGGGAACCUGUCACACCACUGGGAACGCUGUUCACAGGCACUUGACAGAUUGAGUUUCAGUGAACAAUUUUUAGGCAAUGUAGAGCUGCUUUCCAUAUAUAGAAAUUUGUAAUGGAAUGUAAAAUACCUUUUUUUAAAAGUCCCCAUUGUAUGAUUUCCAAAUCAGUGUUUAGAAGUCUACAUUGACAGCAAAACGCUGUGCUUUCUGAACCAGGGACUGUGAAGCCCCCCAGGCCACUAAACUACAGAGUGGAGAUGCUGCAUUUUUUACACUGUCAACUUACUCAGAUUUGAGAAAAUGGCGUUUUUUAUUCUAGGCUGUAUUUUCGAGUAAAUUCCAGCUUCCAUGUCCCCAGGCCCACUUCUUACCCUUGGUGUUUCCAGGGAAAGCAGCACCCGGUCCCCCAGUGGCCGUCACCCCAGCAGCCUGUCACUCCAGAAGCCCAGGCUGUCUGCGGCAUUUAGUUCUAUAGUUUAGAUUCCAGGUCAAACUCAGGGUCAAGGCUAACAAAGGAGGUGUUAGUUACAAAAUACUAAUAUAUUUCUAUUGUAGAGGGCCAAAAAAUUACAGCAAUUUUUGAAAGUGUAGAAAUAAGCCUCAAAUGUCCUAAUGAGUGCACACCUGUUACAGUUAAAAUUAAGUGUAACUUUUGUAAUCUGCUGGUUUUCAGAAAAUGCAGACUACCAAGAAUUUUUUAUAUAAAUAAAAUUAUUUCUACUUGCUGUGCAUUAGGGCCAACUGAUGUGGUAAACGUGGAAUGCUCAGAUCUAUUAACAGGGAGAAUGGAGGAAAUGCUAGGAAAUGGAACAUGGGGUAGAUUAGUUUCAAGUGUGGGCUGAUGGAAAGUGAGUGCUUUCUCAUUGGCUACUUUCCUUUCUUCAGAAUGUAGUUUAGGCUCCUGCGGUGGUGAGGGCUUUUAAGUUGAACUUGUUUCGGUUUGCUGCGCUCUUGGUACUCAGUACCAGCGGGCAGUGUUCUUGAAUGCUGUUUCCUUAGCACUUUGAAGGUCCAGACCUCUUCCUGAAGUACUGUCUUUCUUUGCCUCCUAGUCUCCACUGAUUUGGGGGUUAAAAGUAAUGUUGUUAUGUCUUUUCUAAUUUGUUGCUUUCAAAUACCAGGACUUUUGUUGAAGAGAUUUCUUUUUAAUCUAUCAAAAUUGACCACAUUUUCGAAGCGUAAAUUUGUCUUCCGAGACUGGCUUAAGUGAACAAAUGCUCACCUUUCCUAGCUUUCCUAGAGAAUGUGUUUGUUAAGAUAAAGCAAUCCUAGAUGUACGUGUGGACACCAGAGCUAUUCUGGCUUUAAAUUUCACUUCAGUAAUUCCAUAAAAAGAAUAAUUCAAAGGAAGAGAAAUGAGAGUUGGCAACAUAUUUUAUAGUGUGAUAAUUUUGUAUCUUCAGGGGAAAGACUAGCAAAUUCUUGUUACCCUUUUUUCUAUAAUGACCAAUUUUGGUAUUUCAUUGUUACUAAGAUCUAUUUUUAGAAUAAAAUUUGUUCUCCAUUCAAA